Dunckerocampus dactyliophorus (ringed pipefish) is the source of this 2469-nucleotide messenger RNA. It is a transcript of the gene g6pc3, whose product is annotated as glucose-6-phosphatase catalytic subunit 3. Gene Ontology annotation, biological process: glucose 6-phosphate metabolic process; gluconeogenesis. NCBI's taxonomy places the organism in Eukaryota, Metazoa, Chordata, Actinopteri, Syngnathiformes, Syngnathidae. Gene Ontology annotation, molecular function: glucose-6-phosphatase activity. The transcript is spliced from 6 exons. The coding region runs from base 184 to 1200 and encodes 338 amino acids. The record is from RefSeq and is a predicted model, not a curated record. Gene Ontology annotation, cellular component: membrane.
CGUGCUUUGUAAUUAACACAUUACAUAUCGUCACACGCAUUCACAAUGAACUGUGACGUUUUCCCUCAUGCUUUUGUCAACUUUGUGAGCUCCCUCUAGUGGGCGUGAGACAGAUGUGCAGCUAGUAUCAUUAUUAUCAGGAUAGUAUUUACACACACACGCUCACACAUUGACUUGCCAGGGAUGGAGAGCAUCCACACGCACGGCAUAUGGGUGGCGGAAAGUCUCCAGCAGGAGACGAGAAGCUUGGAGAAUCUGUGGCUGGUCAUCACCCACGUCGGAGACCCCAAGGCGGCUUUUCUGCUGCUCUUCCCCUUCGCUUAUUUCGCAAGCAGGCGAGCCGGCGUGGCGGUGCUGUGGGUGGGCGCCCUAGCAGAGUGGCUCAACCUGAUGCUUAAAUGGGUGCUGUUUGGCGAAAGGCCGUACUGGUGGAUCGGCGAAUCCCUUGUCUUUCACGGCAAGCAACCCAAAGUUCAGCAGUUCUCCACUACAUGUGAAAACGGACCAGGUAGUCCAUCAGGACACGCCAUGGUUACUGCAGCAGUGUGGUGGGUGGUGACGUCCUCCCUGGCCUCCUUCCUGCACACACGUACCCGCAGCACACUCCUGUCCUCCGCUCCCUUCCUGCUCUACGCUGUCUUGCUGCUCGUGGUUGGCAUCUCCAGGGUGUUUAUUCUGGCCCACUUCCCACACCAGGUCGUUUGUGGUUCCAUUGCAGGUCUACUGGUUGGGAUCAUUCUGAACCGCAGGGUCCCAAAAGGCCGCCCCCUGUCGUUCUUCUUCACUCUCAGCGUGUCUUUACUGGCCGGUGCUCUGGCGCUCUACUUUGGACUGCAGCAGCUGGGGAUCGACCUCUCCUGGUCUUUGGUUUUGGCCAAGAAGUGGUGCCAUCGCGCCGAGUGGCUCCGCCCCGACGUGGCCCCUUUCUCCUCUCUGACCCGGGACUGCGGGAUCCUGCUGGGUUUGGGCCUGGCGGAGUACUGGAAGCCCGGUGGCUGGCGCUUGCCGUGGGCGCCGCAGGCUUUGUCUCUGGCCCUUUCGUCCAUGGGCUUGUACCACGUCUACCGCCUGCCGCUGCCCGUGCAGCCGCCGGCGCUCUACUACUCGCUGAUCUUCGUCAAGUUCGCCGCGGUGCCUCCCAUCGUGAUGGCACUGGUGCCCGGACUGGUGCACCUUGUGACACGCAAGAAGAGGGACUAGAGUACUUUCACCAUGGGGGACGGCAAUAAUAAUAAUUGUACAGGGUUUUUAUGCUAUAGAUUGAUUUGAUAUGAAUAUAUAUAUAUAUGGCUUUGAGCACCAAUGGUUCUCAACUAAGUGGGUUGCAGACAUUAUUUGUAUGGAUGCAGUAUCAUGUUAUUCCUCAUUUCCUUGACAUUUCCUUCUUAAAUUCCUCUAAAAUGCACUUUGGACAUGUAAUUAUGUCUAUGAAUGUUUCAAAAGAUAUGUCUAUGAAUGUUUCAAAAGGUGAUAGGCAGUAAACAAAUAAAUACAAAUCUGUGAAAAAUAAAAAAGACUUAGUGUAAAAAAAGGUAAAAUGAAUGCAAAUAUAAGUGACAAGUGUAAAAAAGACUUUAGAACAUUUUAAACAAUGACUAAGGAAAGUUAAAAAAAUAAAAAUGACAAACAAAAUGUAAAAAGUAAUAAAUAAAAAUGCCUUCAUUAGAAAAUAAUGCUAAAAGUGUAAAUAUAAAAUUCAAAAUGACUUCAAUAAAAAUAUAAAGUGUAAGAAAAAAACUUAAAUAAAAAUGUUUAAAAAAAAGCAAUUAAAAAUAAUGACUAAUCAAAAUGUUCAAAAUAAACAUACCGUGUUUCAGCAGCUAACCAUUUACAAAUAAUGUUAUUUUCCCCCACACACCAUUUUUACUGUACCGGUUACAAUCAGUUAGUAUGAGAUAAAAACACAUUCUGUUUAACUUUGUUUUUUUAAUAGUUAUUUCUUUUUUCUCACAGCGAUCUGAAAGCUCACAUGUACAGACAAGAGAACUCUGCUCAGCAAGCAAAUACGCCAAGGAAAUAAUAAGAAAAGAAGGACAAAGGGGGAGGAUGAGGGACACACCAGCCUGCUAUACAUGUUGUUUCCGCUUGAGAAGAAUAGAACAUGCAUCAGACUAUUUACAGCCAGCUAACACACACACACACACUUGAACCAUACACCCUUCAAUGUAGAAGAUCAAAGUAAGUAUAAUACACGUUAUACCUUCAUCUUGGUAAAGAUAAGCGGGACAUCUCCGGUACCAGGUGGAACUCCCGUUAAGAUAUUCAUUUGACUUUUAGACGCCGCAAAGUCCAAACAUCAUUAACCUUUAAGCGGCCGCUAUGUACAACUUGUGCUAGAAAGUCUAUACAUCUUCAUCGUCUUAAAAACUUCCUUUUCUCGCCGCUGUUUCCCGCAGUGAUGAGACAUCGCCGCUCGCACGCCCGCUUUCUCCACGGCUCCACGAGUCAUACAAAAAUAAAAAGGUAAAA